Messenger RNA from Erigeron canadensis, 517 nucleotides. RefSeq lists its product as uncharacterized. The transcript has a single exon. Lineage: Eukaryota; Viridiplantae; Streptophyta; Magnoliopsida; Asterales; Asteraceae. The record is from RefSeq and is a predicted model, not a curated record. The coding region runs from base 172 to 381 and encodes 69 amino acids.
UUCGAUCUACUGUUAAAUUAACGUUGUUCAACUCUCCUCUUUUUUCGCCUCUCUCUCUCUCAAUAACUAUGUUCCACUAAAUUAUACCGACAUCAUAUAUCAUAUAUCAACUAGCUAGCAAAUCAAUCAAUCAAUCAAUUAAGCUAGCUAGCUAGGAGAUUUACAUAUAUAAUGACGAACCAGUUGGAGAAUUUAAUCGAAUCGAUAAAAUCGAAAGUCAAGGCAUUGAAAAGGAAGAAAACAAAUAAGAAGAAGCCGGUGUAUAUGAAGAUGGACAAAACAAACAGUGUGAGAGUUCAGAUACGUAGUAAUAAUGCACGUAAACUUAUUGAUAAAACUCUUCAAGCGGCUGAUCAUCCUGGCAAGCGUUCCAUUCCUUGAUUAAUUAAUUAUUAGACUAAUAAUCAUUCAUCUUUUUUCCUUUUGUUUUAUUAUCCUUCUUUUAAUUUUGAUUACAAUUAAUUUGUAUGUAUACUUUGGGUAUUAUUAUUGUACGUUUCUACUUACUUUGUAUUAA